This is a messenger RNA of Ascoidea rubescens DSM 1968, 987 nucleotides long. It is a transcript of the gene CPD1, whose product is annotated as 2',3'-cyclic-nucleotide 3'-phosphodiesterase. Gene Ontology annotation, biological process: cyclic nucleotide metabolic process. The record is from RefSeq and is a predicted model, not a curated record. Lineage: Eukaryota; Fungi; Ascomycota; Saccharomycetes; Ascoideales; Ascoideaceae. The coding region runs from base 70 to 915 and encodes 281 amino acids. Gene Ontology annotation, molecular function: 2',3'-cyclic-nucleotide 3'-phosphodiesterase activity. The transcript has 4 exons.
AUCUUUUAGAUCCAGUACAUUGACUCAAUACCAGUUUCUCAGUUGUAUUUUUCAAUUGCAUUUUCUGAAAUGGCUAUUGCUCUUUGGUUUGUUCCCAAAAAAAGCUCUCAGUUGUAUGAUGUUCUCUCAAAUUUGAUUAUCAGCUUACAACCUUUAUUUGAUGAUUUUCCUCCAAUUUUUGAACCUCAUAUCACUAUAACCUCAAAUUUAUUUAUCUCUUCAAACUCUGAUAUAAACAAAAUCUUGAACGCUUCUUUAAUUGCCUUCAAUACUAUUGAUUCUAAUAACUCAACAAUUAAUGACCAAAUCUCUUUAAAUAAUUUAAAUAAUUUAAAUAACUUGAUUCAAUUUGAUAAGUUUGCUGUUGGAAGAAACUAUUUUAAUAAAAUUCAUUUUCAAAUUUUUAAAAAUCCAAACUUGAUCAGUUUUGCUAGAAUUAUCAGAGAAUUAUUUACUCUGUCUCUAUCAAGAAAUUCAUCAAGAUCAAAAUCGAUUAAUAAUCAUUCUUCUCAUUUCUCAAUUUCCUCAUCUUCCUCAAAUAAAUAUAAUAACUCAACUUUCAACUACGGUUACGAUUUAGAUGCAAUUAUCCCACCAAACGCAAAACCACCAUCCGUUAUUUUAAAUGAAAACGAUUUAACUCUAAAAGCAAAAAAAAUCGCUGAAGAUUGGUCAACCAACCAAUUUAAUCCUCACUUAUCUCUCGUUUAUUCAAAUAUUUACAAAUUAAAUUCCUCUUUAAUUAGAACCAUCAAAAUUAGAAUAGAAGAUUCUUUAGAUAUUUAUAAUUUAAAUGAAAAUAAUUUAAUCAAUUACCCAAACUUAGGCUGGAAUUAUGGAACUUUGAAAAUAGUAAAUUGUGAAGGAAAUGUUCAAGAUUGGCAAGUUUUGGGCUCAAUUGACUUUCAUAAAUAACUCGCUUAUUAUUAUAAACAUAAAAAACACUAAAACGGAAUUUUCUUUAGUUUUUUGUUUUCAUUUUCUAAG